AGACGACAGACAGAGCUGGCCACUCCCAGGCUUCCUGCGAGUCCAGCUGAUUUAAAGUGUUUGUGUGAUGGAAAGAGCAGGUUUCUGGACGGCACCUCCGUUUUCUUGAGGUUUCUGCUGUGCUGUUAUUCUCUGCUCACCUCGGCUUCACUUUGUGAUGCACCAAGGGAAACAGAAGUGGAGAGGAUUAAAAUUCCUCCAAUUCAGUUCUAGCAUCCAAGGAUGGUGAUCCAGUAAACGUCACCAUCAGAGACUGAAUUGGUUCACUCUCAGGUCUAGUUGCAUCGGGAUUUGGCCAGUAAUGUCCUUUGAGAUCUGGAAAAGAAAUGCCUAAAGGAAGCCUUCCAGCUUGGCUUUGAACCUCAACCAUAACAGGCAACCAGAAACUGCCUCUGCUUGUGCCUGUGAAUUGAUUAACCGCACCAGGCGGCUGAACAGCACUGUGCUGAAAUGCUGAAAAGCUUUGUGAGUUCUCCGGUGGGUGUGGCUGUCGGCGUUUCCCUACUAGUACUCUUGCUGGUCUGUGGGGUUGGAUGUGCUUGGCACUGGAAUCGCAGGGAAACCACAGCACUGCAACUUACCUUACCGAAGUUUAUACAAAGAAGAAGCAGCAGGCAUAAAGACUACACGAAAUCCGUCGGCUUGAGUGCCUACGUGACUAGCCCAAGCACUAAAACCUCAGUGGAAAGCAAAGACCACAAAUCUACUGCCAAGAGAAAUAAGAUGCACGGCAACUAUGAAAACGUGGAAGUGGGCCCUCCCCGCACUGAAGGGGCAACUGAGAAGGCCCUGUACGAAAACACGCAGCCGUCUAAUCUCGAGGAGCAUGUCUAUGGGAAUCAAAUGGACCCCCUAUAUUAUAACUUUCAGAAACCUAGUCUUCCUCCUCCUCAAGAUGAAGACAUAUACAUCCUUCCAGAUUGCGACUAGCUUUUCAACAAACUGAGACUCGUUGUUAGAGGAAAAAUGAUCACCAGUCCUCUAAGUGGACUGAUGCCAUCAUGAUUAAACUAUCCUGAUGAAAUGGUCUCUUUUCUAUCACCACCCGUAUAAAUCCCCACUAAGAGAACCAUUGUAGAAAAGUUCUAGAACGCCCCCCCCAACACAUGUGCCCUACCUUCAAUUAAAUCUGUGCUGUAUUAUAUUCAUUUUUCUUUUGAAAUGUUUCCUGUAACAGCUUUCCUUCGUCCCUUCCUCUACCAUCUUUUGACGUCAGCAUUACUACAGUCUUCUAGCAGGUCGUCCUUUUCCUGUGCUGAGGGGCUAACCCAAGGUCUUUGACAUGCCAGGUAAGUGCUCAACCACUGAGCCACAUCUCUAGCCUGGUCUUCUGAGUUACAUCCAAUCAAUGGCCUAUGACACAGCAGGUUGAUCUUCAGAAAAUAUUCUAGGUGCUCACAUCAUUAUUUUGCCAAAAAAAAUAAUAAUUUUUAUGUUGUUUGCAAAAGUAUAAAGCUCAAAACCCUAACUCCAAAAUUCAUGACUUUUUCAGUUAUACCUUCCUUUUCCAGUUAUUUCCCCUCACCCCUCAGUUCUUUGCUUGCAUCUGAGUCAUCUUGAAGCUGCCAAUCCCCUCUCUCAACUCCACUGUGUGACUUGUCUGCCUCUCAAGUCUGCCUCAGGUCAUAAUUUCUUCCAGCAUCCCCCAUUUCAAACCUAUGUUUCCUUUUUUAGACCUUGUUGCCUGUUUAAUUCUUUGAACAUUUAAAGAUAUGAAUGUUUGCUAUGUAUUUUAUUAUUAAUGUAAUAUGAGGAUGUCUUCAGUAGCAGUUAAACAGAAAAGUGAAGUGGUUCCUAGUAAUAUUCUUAGAUCCAAAGACAUCGUAUGAAGAACUAAAAGCUUGGUUAUUUGAAAAAAAAUAUGAAUCUUAGUUUGUCAAGUAGUUUUGAGAAAAACUAAUAAAUUUACUAAUUCUAAAUCUA
Molecule: messenger RNA, 1923 nt
Organism: Grammomys surdaster
Lineage: Eukaryota; Metazoa; Chordata; Mammalia; Rodentia; Muridae
Gene: Gapt
Product: GRB2 binding adaptor protein, transmembrane
Exons: 2
Coding region: 451-930 (159 amino acids)
Cellular component (GO): membrane
Source: RefSeq, a predicted model, not a curated record